AUGCCCCACAGAGCACGUGCUAAAAGGCGAAAGCUUGCGGCCUCCCCACCGUCUCUGGGUGCUAAAAUCGUGACUGAAGACAUAGCAGGUGCCAGCGUAUGUUCUUCGCCGUCUGCAGAUCACAUUAACUCACAAAUCACUUUAGUACAUGUAGAACCUCUCGACCCUUCAGUCGUCCAAAAAUACGCCUCUGCUAGUCGUAGCAGGCCAUCAGCUGGCGAAAUAAUCGAUCAGCUGAUUUAUGGAGACAUAAACAGCACUUCUGAAAAAGUGCUUGAACAAGCUUUUAAACUUAUUGGGGUAAUAAGUUCGGAAACUGAGAAACGAAUUAAACGCAAGCAUAAUUUCGUACUGCGAAACAUUCUGAGCCACUUCUCUGCUAUGGAGGGAGCGCAUUUGUUCCUACAAAGUUGUGGCUUGAGUUUCAGUGUCGCACAAGCUAAGCGACUUCGCUCGCUUAGUCGUAAUGCGCCGAUACUAGUUACCCUUUUCUCCAUGAUAGAAGUCGAUUUUAUCUUGUCAAGUAGGGAGAUGACUAGAAACUUCUGCCGUAACUGGCGCUGCUCCGUUUCGCCAGACCUCACACCCCGGCAGCGAAGACUGAAUAAACUAAAAUCGGCAAAAACCAACACCAAGAUAAUGACACCUACUGUCAGUCUGAAUAUGUCCUCUACAACACCACCUGCGGCAUCUGCAAGUCACGGCAUAGUCAAUUCCGUAGGGUGUUCGACUACUUUUAAUGCUGACCUCUUUAAACACACCACCACGCCUGGUAUAAACACGCCUCUAUCGACUCCCUCAGCAACCCCUAGUAAGCCUAAGCAUGUGUCUAAGUCAAAGGCAAAUCCAAUUGUUGUCUCAGCCACUCGGACACCCAAUAAAUCCAGCACCAUUAUAAAAUCUUUUCCUCCACAAUCGGCGAACAGUGCCUCAAAUACCCCGACUCAAAACGUAGCGGGUUCGCAACUGCCCCCCAGCCCUCAUAUCAAGGCCGUUAGGCCGAAUAUGCCGAUUUUCCCACCGUUUAAUAGACCUCUUAUUCCAAUGGAAGCAAUGCGUUUCGCACCCCCUAACUUGUUUCCUCCACGGUCGUUUUACCAAUUUAUUUCUCAUGAUAAUGUCCAUACUGAAUCAGUUAAUUCAUCCGAUCCUCAGUUUCGUUCCGGCGGGAAUACGCUGCAGUAUCUGCCCCGCGGAUUUCCAGCUGAAAAUAAGUUGGCUAACAAUAGUUACCAGUUUACCUGCCCGUCAUUCCCUCCCCCAAGUCCUACCCCUUUUUAUCCACGUCAGAAUUUUUUGAUGUCACAAAAUUUUUUCCAGAACCGGAUGGUUGCAUCCGGACCGUUUGCUCCGUGGGCAGCCCAGAACUGGACGAUGUAGCCCACCUCCCUCAAAAACUAACAGCCUUUCCCUUCAAACUUUUUGUUUUAAAUGCCAGAUCCUUGCCUAAUAAGAUGCCUUUGCUUCAUACUCAGGUGUUCGUCCAUUGUCCUGAUAUUGUUUUAGUAACUGGGACGUGGGCAUCAGCCUCAGUAGCUGACUCUGAACUCUCUCUUCUAGGCUACAAUUGCAUCCGAAAUGAUCGCCUAGAUAGCCGUGGUGGGGGCAGCUGCGUCUACGUUAAGAAAACACUUACAUUUUUGCCGUUGGACCUUCCGCACUUUUCAGCAGUAGAAGGCAGCUGCUGGCUCCAGAUUGCACUAAAAAAUAGGGUCUCAUUACUCGUUGGCUGCGUCUAUCGCCCUCCCAACGCCAACAACAAUUUUGAUCGUUUACUCUCACCAUCCAGUCAUUAACCGGGGCAGUUCUAGAAACUAUAAGUUUCACUCUGUGGGAUGUGACUGUUGCGAUUCGGCGUUUUCGUCAAUCUUAUAGUCCAGGCCCUGAUGGUGUCCCUGUAAGCAUUUUAAAAGCCGAUGCAAACACGAUUUUCCCAUCCCUCCUAUGCAAGAUAUUUAAUCUCGCUCUUGAAAGUGAAACUUAUCCUACCUUGUGGAAGGAAUCACACAUUUUGCCCAUUCCUAAGCACGGCAAAUCUACAUCAUUUGAUGACUUUCGGCUAAUAAACACCGCCCCUGCAGUUUCGAAGAUCUUAGAGACAUUGAUCAAAGAUAAGAUGAUGUGUCACUUAACAGCGAAUAACUUACUGAGUGUUGCUCAGCGUGGAUUCCUCAAAGCUCGGUCUUGUGACACCCGUCAACUCUCUUUCUCUGACUAUGUACUCCAAUCUAGGGACCAUGGUUUUGCUCUUUACACAGUAUAUUUCGAUUUCACUAAGGCUUUUGACCGUGUUGACCAUGCUCUUCUUCUCUUGAUAUUGUCCUCUUUCGGAAUAGGUGGCAAACUUUUGAAUUUUAUAUCCUCUUAUUUGGGCACUCGCACACAACGAGUUAAGAUUUCCAAUACCAUCUCCAACCCCACACGUGUGAGGAGUGGAGUAAUUCAUGGUAGUGUAAUCCGCCCGCUUUUAUUUUGCCUUUUUGUUAACGAUGUACCCGGUGUAUUUCAGAACGGCAAGCCCUUCAUGUAUGCCCAUGAGCUAAAAGUUGCAUAUCAAUAUAAGCCGGCAGAUCAUGACAUCGUGCUUGAGCUCCUAUAGAGCGAUCUACAGGCUUUCGCCCGGUGGUGCCGCACAUGGCGCCUUUCUCUUUCUUGGCAUUAGUGCUCAGUCAUGGUGGUUGGCGACGACCGCCAACCUCAACUAAGUAUUGAAGGUCACGCAAUAAAUGUGCCAGGGGUUAUAAAGGAUUUGGGCGUAUCAUACUCCAAGAGUCUUAAUCUCUCGGAGCACUGUGCCUUGAUAGUCUCCAAAGCACAUAGAACGACCGGGUUUAUCCUCCGAAAUUUUAAAACUAGGGACAUUAGAAUGCGCCUUUUCAACAUGUACGUUAGACCUGGCCUGGAAUACUGUUCAUUUUCAUUUAGCCUCAUGCGUGCUACUGAGCGGAAGAAAAUAGAAUCCGUUCACCACUUUUUUACCAAGACAAUUUUAACCCCGGAACACCGACAUUUGUCUUACCAAGAACGUUGCCGGCUUACAGGCCUCGAUCCUUUAUGGUUCCGUAGAUUACAAAAGGGACUAUUAUUGCUAUUUAAUCUUUUAUAUAAUCGCAACUUUAACCCACACAUUACUGUAAGACAUCAUGUUCACCCCCAACGUAACAGUCACCGUGACGUCUUUUUAUUUCUGCCUCUGGCACGUACUGUUAAAUAUCGUCGGUUCUUUUCUGUAAAUGCAAUUGCUAUUUGGAAUAAACUACCCAGGAGUGUGAAAACUCGGCCAAAUUAUCCUUUAUUUAAGAGAACUAUUACUCGAUUUUUGCAUUCAGAAAAGCCUCCACAAAUUUUCGGUGCUGAAUCCACUGAUCGACUUUACCGUAACGAUGGCGUUUCUGGUCUCUGACCACUAUGGCCGGUCUCACCAGCUGUUCAUCAACGCCUCUACUUUGGCUAUCCCCAGCUUCAUGAAAGGAAUUUGACGUCCGAUAAUCUCCGAUACCGUGCAACCUCCCCCCUUCUUGACGGUCGAUAUUCUACCACCGCCGGCAGUUUUUUCUCCUGAGCCCUCCAAACCAUAAAAUCCACCAUCAACUAUAUUUUUAUCCCUUAAGCUCAGGAGUUUUUUUCACUGCCGGUCGGAUUUAUGUUUAAUCGCUUCCCUUGACAAUGCCUGUAAACUGGCAUUAAGUAAAAAAAUUUAUUUAUUUAUUUAUGGGCGUUUGGCCUUUGCACACGUCAGGGGUACUGUACAACUCGCAGGCACUGCAGCUGGAAUACCAGAACAACAUACGUCUCUGUCCCCUUCACACUUUUGCUCCUCCCUGUCAAUCUGCAAAUCAUGUGUAUGGAUCUCUAUGAACCCAGAACUCUCUUUAGAAAGCACGUCUUCAUAUAGGUUCCACCUACCCUCUGCACGGUUCUGUUAACAAUGGUUUUUCAGAUCCAGGAAGACAGUAAUGUUGCCAUUGGUCGCAUCCAACUAAUUCCUACGGUCGUGUUAAGUUUUGGUCUUAGCGAAUUAUGUGUGAAUAUAGGUAUGCCCAUUGCGUUUAUUUCGCACCAUUCAUUUGCUUGUUUGGACAUCGUCGCUUCCCUCCGUUUACUUAUUUACUUAUUUACAUGUCCAUGUCUUAAAUUUUCUGCCACCUGUUGACCGCUAAAGUAGAUACGGCAUUUGAAGUGGAAUUCUUUCUACCGAAAGCCGUUGAAAGCCAAGAAAUAGUUGGGAAAUCAAGAGACUUUAUUAAAAUGUCAACUUAGUGGGCUUUGAGACCGUUAAAACAUUUGUUUGAUCUAUUAGCAAACACCGCCAACUUGAAUGCCAGAUCGCAGGCAGUAGACGACCAAUUAUAUUGUAGUUCGUAUCUGACGCAUAUUUUCCCGUCCUUAUCCUUUUCCAGAUGUCGGGCUUAAACAUUUUGUCUCAAAGCGUGGACGACUUCUUUUUUAGCUGCAAAGGUUUGAUGAGUUGUUUGAAUCUUAUUUUCAAACAGAAAGCUCCGAGAACGAUGAAAAAAAUCGACCUAUAGAUUUCUUUGCUGCAGUUAGGCUGCAGGCCGCUUACAGGGGUUAUGUUGUUAGAAAAACCUUGAAGUAGGGCUUGCGAAAUAUUAUUUUUAGAAAACUAAACCAGAACGUAGUGAAGAUACAGAGUGCAUGGAGGGGAUUCAAGGCAACGGAAAUUUACCGGCAGAAACUUUUGGAGUCUGUUCGUGAGAUGAAUCACGUUUUUUACAACAAAGCAGCGACUGUGGUAAUUUACUGUUUUACUGUGAAAGUCAGAUUCAAAAACACUGGCGCGGCUAUUUUUCUCGCAAACAUAAUGGCGAUUUCUACAAACGAAAGCAAUAUUUGGAUGGAGUGCUCAAGGCAUCCUUGAGACUGAAGUAAACGAAGUUGCAGUAUGAGUGAAAACAUUUCAGUGAAAUAACGAAAGCGGAAUGUCAAUCCAAGGAGUCGACCACAAGUCUAGCAGAGUUUGAGCAGAAAAAGCGGCUUGUAGAAAAUUGGGCAAUUAAAAACCAUCAUCUAAUAUCGACGUACUCUCAGCCCGGCGCAUACAAAGUCAAAGGGUAAUUUUGCGCUUCUCGUCUCCCACGAAAUAAAUCACCGUUACUUCUGUUUUGUCCUAUCUCAUUAUAAUCAAAACGUAGUCAACAGCACUAAAGAUCUUUAAUUUCGUUGACGACUCAAGUUUGAUGAAAAUGAUCUUAUAAAUUGGGCUUGAAGUUCUGAGUAUUUCGAGUUUACUGGACGUAAUGGUCCCUCCAACAAUUUGUAUUGCUAUUUGUUGCUUAGUGAUGACCCAAAUAAAGUAAUUUGUUCACAGAUAUGAAGAGGUUGACAGCGUUCUGUUGCCAUCAGUUAACAUUCUGAGGACGUCUCAGACGGGAAGUCACCAAACGAAAUCUCAAGUCUGCGAAUCACAAGAGGUAAAACUACAGAGGAAACUCCAGGGCCCAUUUCGUUCAGCAGCCGAUGUUGCCAGCCAGCGACAGAAAACAUUAUCACCAACUCUCCGCGUAAUGACGGACUUUUAUUCAACAAAAAAGGCGUCUGAGAAGGACCGGUUACAGAGCUGGAUUCAUCGCUUAAAUGACAAAAGGUAUGAAAAUAAGCUAGAUUCAUUUGUAGAUAUUUAGGAUAUCUUUCUUUAAUCUGGAGAAUAGAGGAGUGUAGAAGCAAAAAGUGCUAUUGUUCUUACCUUAAUAUUAAAAAUAUGACCAAACCUGUCGAACUUCAAAAUCCCCUUGCAUAUUUACCUUUUACUCCCACGUAUUAUACGCUGAGUUUAAUAUGCGUCUAGAUUUUAUUAACUCUUGCGAUUAAAUGUGUCAACACACAACUUUCAGCUUCACAUUUGAUCGACCGAGACCUCUGGCAUACGCGAAGGUCAUAACGGCUGAGGGUAACUACUGUCCGCCUGCUUAUGGCCGAAUUCAUUUUCGGUCGGCUAUUGACUCCGAUAAAAAGGAUAAGAAAUUAUCGACUGCUUUCAAUACAACUCUACCACCGAUUCCAAUAUUCUCGCGAUUGGGCAAAGAAUAUUUUCCUCGCUAUGUAAUGUUCUGAAAGUUUAGCAUGUUGUUUCUCUGCCUCUUAUGUCCAUUUAUAUGUUCUUUACUAGACCGUGCAGUGUUUGUUAAGAAUGAAAAGUAUUAAAUAAAAAUAUCUUACAAACGGACGACGUAGGGCUUUUUAAAGGUACCUGUUCACAACUUUUAUAUCAGAGCUAAUGAUCAGAAUCCACCGGAGCGAACAACUGAGAGCGAAGUGAGCGUCAAGUACUUAAUCCAUCUACGAUCCCUGUCCAACGAUGUUUUCUGUUUAUUUCUGUAACGGAAUUUUUGCGUUAGGUUUUGAGGUAUAUUUUAUGAAAAGAGCAUUUGGUUUCGAGGUUAAACAGACGAAAUAGCAAAACUUUUGUUGGAGCAACGCUGCACGGCAGGCUGUUGACUUAUUUGCAAAGAAUAUGAUAAUUUCAUCUAUAGAACCACUGCACUUCUUCCCCACCAUCGUCAUCAUCAUCGUCGUCGUCAUCGUCAUCAUCAUCACUUUCUUCUUCUUCUUCUUCUUCUUCUUCUUCUUCUUCAGAUGUGCAGAUUGA
This is a messenger RNA of Spirometra erinaceieuropaei, 6607 nucleotides long. The record is from the annotation of a GenBank genome assembly. Lineage: Eukaryota; Metazoa; Platyhelminthes; Cestoda; Diphyllobothriidea; Diphyllobothriidae.